AGUAAUCCCAAUUGCAAUUGUUCAAUUCUUACUUGAACUCCUGCAUUUCAUAUGCACUCUUAACAUUUUUUAUGCCUCUGUCUCAUGGUCUUUGACUCAUAAUCAAUCUAGGAUAGCAUUGCUUACUCUAACUGCAUCAUUUAUAGACAUCCAAAGCAUCGAACAUGAUUACUUCUUACGUGAUAGGGUUGUUACUAUUAAUUGAGAUCUUAAUGAGUGGAGCUAGGCUUGGUGUAGAUGCUCUAUCCAUGAAUUAUUAUGCUAUGAGCUGUCCUUUUGUAGAGAUGAUUGUGAGGAAUGUUGUGAAUGAAGCUCUGCGUCAAGAUCCUACUGUGGCUCCAGGACUUCUGAGAUUGCACUUCCAUGACUGUUUUGUCCAGGGAUGUGAUGGAUCAGUUCUUAUUGACUCUACAAAGGAUAACACUGCAGAGAAGGACUCUCCUGCAAACCUAAGCUUACAUGGCUUCGAGAUCAUCGAUCGAGCCAAGCUAAUGAUCGAGCGUCAGUGCCCUGGAGUUGUUUCAUGUGCUGAUAUCCUUGCGCUAGCAGCCAGAGAAGCAGUUCUCUUUACUGGAGGUCCCUUGUAUGAUGUAGCAACAGGAAGAAAAGAUGGGAGAAGGUCCAAAAUAGAGGACACAAUCAACUUGCCUGCACCAUUCUUUAACACCACAACCCUUAUAAAUAUGUUUGGGCAGCAUGGAUUUGAUGUUCAGGAGCUCGUGGCCUUAGCUGGAGCUCACACUUUGGGUGCAGCAAGGUGCUCGUCGUUCAAGCACCGGCUGAGCAAAUUCGACUCCAGCCAUGAUGUCGAUCCGACCUUGAAUUCAAAUUUGGCAAUGAUGAUGUCAAGAACAUGCAUCCAAGGAGAUAAUGCAUCAAUGCCCCUUGAUUGGACACCGAACUCAUUUGACAAUGUCUAUUUUAAUGCACUGCAGAUGGGAAUGGGCCUUCUGUUCUCUGACCAGGCAUUAACCACAGACCCCCAAACACAAGGCCUUGUUAAUUUUUUCGCCAUGAAUCAAGAUAUGUUCUUCUUCAAUUUUCAGCGGGCAAUGGUUAAGAUGGGAUUGCUUGAUGUUAAGGAAGGUGAUGAAGGAGAGAUCAGGCUAUAUUGCCACAAAGUUAACUAAUGGUUGUUUGUCUAACUUGUUCAGGUUCAGGCUUUGAAUUAAAUCUAUGUAAUCUUAUCUUUGCCUAUAUGAAUAAAAUGGACAUACAAGGUUGUAAUGUAUUAUAGUAUCAA
Elaeis guineensis (African oil palm) is the source of this 1243-nucleotide messenger RNA. Its product is annotated as peroxidase 47. NCBI's taxonomy places the organism in Eukaryota, Viridiplantae, Streptophyta, Magnoliopsida, Arecales, Arecaceae. Gene Ontology annotation, biological process: hydrogen peroxide catabolic process; response to oxidative stress. The record is from RefSeq and is a predicted model, not a curated record. Gene Ontology annotation, molecular function: heme binding; peroxidase activity.